AGCGCCUCUUCCAAAUGCCCAUCCAAAACAUCCGAGUGGCGGAUGAAGCGACGGCUGCCUGCGCCAGGGCGAGGGACGAAUGCAAGGCGCUGGUGGGCUCGUUGAACAAGCUGACCGGCUGCUACCGGCACCUGGCCACGGGGGUCGGGGGUUCGUCCGACUCGCCGGAGCUGCGGGACGAGUUGAGGAAGACCAGGGAGAAGACACAAGACCUGGCCGUGGCGGUGAGGAACAAACUGACGGCGGUGCUGCGGGACAGGGCGCUGGCCGGGGAGGAGAGGGCGGAGAUGGAGAGGCUGUGGGUCAUCUUCUGCUCCAGCCUGGAGCUGUUCCAGGUGGACAUGUCUAAAGUGCUGGAGCUGGGGCUGGGCUUCCCCCUGGUCCGGACCGGGGUGUCGGGAGGCGCCUCUGGUGUUGCAGCCCGGGCGCUGAGCGUCCAGGACAUCUCCCACCGCGGCUCCACGGCCGCUUGCAGUUGCAGCCCCGCGGCGGUGGAGCAAGAGGAGCUGAGGGAGCAGAUCGACAAGGUGGACAGGAUGGUGGAGAACAUGGAGAUGAAGGUCAACGUCCUCCGCUGGACGGUGGAGUCCAAGGGGGACGCGUCCUACCUGUCGGCGCUCAGCAACGACGCCUCGUCGGUGGCCCUGCUCUCGGUGGACGAGGAGAGCCGGGGCUGGUGGUGCUGUGGCCGGGGCAGGUGGCUCGGCUCCGUCCUGUUCUGCACCGCUGCCCUCGCCGCUGUGGUACUCUCGCUCUGAGUCGCCGUGAGUCGCCCGCUGUCGCCGUGAGUCGCCCGCCGUCGCCGUGAGUCGCCCGCUGUCGCCGUGAGUCGCCCGCCGUCGCCGUGAGUCGCCCGCCGUCGCCGUGAGUCGCCCGCCGCUCGCUGAGUCCUCGCCUUUAACUCUC
This is a messenger RNA of Amblyraja radiata (thorny skate), 906 nucleotides long. RefSeq names its product regulator of G protein signaling 9 binding protein (gene rgs9bp). Bases 15 to 758 code for a protein of 247 amino acids. The transcript has a single exon. The record is from RefSeq and is a predicted model, not a curated record. Lineage: Eukaryota; Metazoa; Chordata; Chondrichthyes; Rajiformes; Rajidae.